Hemicordylus capensis (graceful crag lizard) is the source of this 4693-nucleotide messenger RNA. RefSeq names its product nascent polypeptide associated complex subunit alpha (gene NACA). The coding region runs from base 197 to 4582 and encodes 1461 amino acids. NCBI's taxonomy places the organism in Eukaryota, Metazoa, Chordata, Lepidosauria, Squamata, Cordylidae. The transcript has 11 exons. Gene Ontology annotation, biological process: protein targeting to membrane. The record is from RefSeq and is a predicted model, not a curated record. Gene Ontology annotation, cellular component: cytoplasm; nascent polypeptide-associated complex.
AAAUGCCUGGUGAAGCCACAGAAACGGUCCCAGCAACAGAACAGGAGCUGCCACAGCCUCAGGCUGAGACAGGUAUCAUGGAUGCUGUAGUCCAGUUAGCAGAAAGCCAGGCCUCCUUGUUUGCUACAUUUCUGCCUUGAGGCUUAGGGGACACUGCAUGACUUUGUGACUAGGUGUUCCCUGCACUCACCUACGCAUGGGAAUGCUGCAACACUGCAUGACGGUAACUCCACCCCCAGUUGCUGGGGCUCCCGUGAAAUUGAUGCUGACAGCUGAAGAGUCCAAACCAGUUGCCACCAAGAAUCCUGAGGUGGCAGGCAAGGGUUCUCAGGCUGGAACUGCUCUGGAGCCUUCAGCUCCUGAUAUUCCCACCUUUCCUGCUGGUGCUCCUGAAGCACCUGCAACCUGUUUUUCUGAACCUCCCAUUCAAGCAUCAGCUGCUGUUUCCGGCUCUUCCAUUUCUAGUGCUGCUCACCUUUCCCCUUCAUCCCAUAAAGCCAACUCUCCCCUUGCUGAGCACAGUCCUUUCAGUACCCCACUGAUACCUACUGGCACUGCUGCCUCACCUGGACAGUUUUUCUCCUUGGUGGCUACUCCCUCCUCUGUCUCCCCAAUGUCAGUUACUCCUGGCCCUGCCUUGUCACCUAGUGUUCCAGCUGUGGUCGCCCAGACUCCUUCCUCUCCCUUGAAGCCUCCAGAUCUGACUGCCUCUGCACAAAUAGCUAGCUCCCCAUCUCCAAGCCUUGCCUUGGGGCCUCAAGCUUCUCCACCAGCCCAAAUCAUUCUCCCUGGGGCUCUUAGUCUGACUUCCCCAGCCUCUCCUGUUAAUCCAGUGCCGACAGCUUUUGCAGCCCCCAUUUCUCAGGUGCCAUCGUGCCCCCCUGCCCCAGCUCCUUUCAUUCUCCCAGUUGUUCCGGUUUCUCCUUUGGCCUCAGCUCCUGCUGCUCUCCCUGUCACCCUGAGCCCUUUCCCUCUUAGCUCUGCUGUCAAUCCCACAGUUCCUGUCACUGCUCAUGUUCCAGUUGCUGCCCCUGAGGCCCCAAUCUCUGUUCCAUCUCCUGUUUCCCCAGUUUUUGCAGUUGCUCCGCCCACAUCUCCACCACUUCCUGUGCUUAGCCCUGUGACCUCUCCUCUAGUUCCAGGUACUCCUGUGGCCCCUGCUCCUGGACCAGUGACUCCUGUUCCGCCCCUUGUACCUUCUCCUUCUCCCUGCAUUGCUGAAACGCCUGUGCAAGAUUCAACUGCUUCUGCACCUACACCCACAACUUCUGUUACAGCAUCUCUCUCUCCUCAUCUCUUUGCAGUGACUACUUCCAGCCCUGUGCCAUCCCUAGUUCCUGCAUCUAGUCCUCUGACUCCCGCUGGACUACCUGUGGGGCCUGCUUGGGACCCUGUGGCUCCUCCUUUGUCAUCGCUCUCUGGCCCUGUGGGGCUUGCUUCCUGCCCCAUGGCCUCAGUAAUGUGCUCUGCGCCCCUUGUAUCUCCAGCAGGACCUGCUCUUAGAUCAUCAGAGCCUCCAGGGCCACCUACAGAAUCUGUGCCCCCAGCAGGGCCUGUGGUACCUGCUUCUCAGCCUAUGACUCCUGCUUUAGCACCUAUUUCUGGCCCUGUGGCUCCUGUGUCCCCAGCAGGGCCUGCUUUUAGACCAUUGGCACCUGCAGUGCCGCAUGUGAAACCUGCUUCUCCUUUGGCACCUACAUCUGGCCCCACAGCCUGUCCUGUGCCCCCAGCUGCUAGGCCUCUAGCACCUGCUUCCCAGCCUGAGAGUCCUGCUUUGGCACCAGUUUCUGACCCUGUUGCUGCUUCUGUGACCCCAGCAGGGCCUGCCCUUAGACCACUGGCAUCUGCAGUGCCACCUAUAAAAACUGCAUCUCCUUUGGCACCUACACCUGGCCCUGUAGCCCUGCCUGCAGUGUCAGUAGUGGCUGUUUCUGGCCCCAUCCCCCCUGCAGUAUCUGCUUCCAGUUUUGUGGCCCCAGCAUUUCCUGUAUCCAAGCUAGUGACACCUGUAGCUCCCCCUGUGACAUCCACUACUUGUCCUGUGGCCUCUCAUCCCUUGGCUCCCACCUCUGGCCCUGUGAUUCCUGCUUCCUGCCCUUUGACUUCAGCAGUGCCUGCUCCUAAGGCCCUGGCAGGGCUGCCUCCUACACCUUUGGCAUCGACAGCACCACUCGUGAACCCGACUUCUCCUUUGGCACCUACUUCUAGCCCCGUAGCUCCAGCAGUGACUACUUCUAGUCCUGUGAUACCUGCCUCCCAGCCCAUGGUUUCAGCUUUGGUAACUGAUUCUGGCCCUGUGGCCCCAACCGGGACUGCCCCAAAAUCUUUGGCACCGAAGGCAUCACCUGUGAAACCUCCUUCUCCUUUAACACCUAUCUCUGGCACCAUAGCCCCUCCUGUGGUCCCAGGGGUGCCUGCUUCUGUAGCACCUGCUUCUCCGCCUGUGACUCCUGUUCCUGGCCCUGUGAGCCUUCCUUUGACCCCCACAGUUUCUGCUCCUAAGCCACUGGCACCUGCAGUGCCAUCAGUGAAACCUGCUUCUCCUUUAGCACCUCCUUCUAGCCCUAUAGCCCCAGCCAUACUUGCUUCUAGUCCUGUGGCACCUACUUCUGGCCCCUUAACCCCUCCAGUAGCCCCAGCAAGACCUGCUCUUGGACCUUUAGCACCUGAAAUGCCACCUGAGAAACCUCCUUCUCCUUUAGCACCUCCUCCUGAUCCCAUAGCCUCUCAUGACCCCCCAGCAGUGCCUGCUUCCCAGCCUGCUUUGGCACCUGUUCAUGACCCUGUCGCCCCUCUUGUGUUUCCAGGAGCACCUGCUUCUAAACCUUUGGCUCCAGAAGCGUCACCUAUGAAACCUGUUUCUCCUGUAGCACCUACAUCAAGCCCCAUAGCUUGCCCGGUGCCCUCAACAAUGCCGGCUUCUAGUCCUGUAACACCUAUUCCCCAACCUGUGAGUCCUCCUGUGACCCCUGGCCCUGUGGCCCCAGGGGUAUCUGCUUCUAAACCAUUUGCACCUGCUGUAUCACCUGUGAAAGCAACUUCUCCUUUAGCACCUACAUCUGGCUUUAUAGCCCCAGCACUGACAGCUUCUGGUCCUGUGUCACCCUCUCCUGCCCCCAUAACCCCUUCUUUGACCCCAGCAGUGCCUGCAGCUAGUCUUCUGACCCCUGUAGUGCAGCCUGUGAAACCUGCUUCUCCUUUAGCACCUGCACCUGGACCUAAAGCUCCUCCUGUAGUGCCAGAAGUGCUUGCUUCUAGUCUUGUGCCUUCUACAGUGACUCCUCCAGUUUCCACUUCUGCGACCCCUCCAGUUCUCCCUGCAGCUGACUCCCAGGGCUCAUCUGCGACCUCUCCCGUGACCCCUCCUCCUCCUCCUCUUCCUAAGCCUCCUGUUGUCUCUGCUUCUGGCCCAGUAGCCACUUCAGUAACACCUGUGAUCCCUCCUUCUGGCUCUGUGGCCAUGACCUCUCCAUUGGCUCCUCCUGCACCAUCUGCAGCCCCAUCCACUCCUGCUUCUCCUACUUUGUUGAGCCCUGGUGCUGUCCCUGUUCACUCAGCUGCCUCAGCUUUGGCUGUGUCCCAGGCUCCUGCCGCUUCUGCUGGGGAUGUGGGGCCUCCACAGGCACCAAUAUCUUUGCCUCUGGCACUUUCUGAUCUCCCUGUUUCUGCCCCAGCAGCAAGUAACCUCCUCACUCAGCCUGCUUCCCCUGCACCACCUCCUACUUCCCCUGUCAAAAAACCGACUGCUUCCCCUGUGCUUGCUCAGCCGCCUCCAGUUUCAUCUGUACCUGAAGCGUCACCUAAACCUUCCAUCCCUGUCUCUGCUAUCAUCGAAGACGACGAGCUGCCACCUCUGAUCCCUCCAGAGGCACCUGUUGGAGAGCCACCUCUGCAGCCAGUCCUGGUGGAUUUCUCUCCCAAACCAGCUGUGGCCUUUGCUGAGGCCCCAGCAACUCUUCCUCUUCCUCCUCCUGCUAAACAGCCUGUCCUGAAGAAUGACAAGGGGUCUGGGACAGAAUCCGACAGCGAUGAAUCAGUGCCAGAACUUGAAGAACAAGACUCCACACAGGCUACAACACAGCAGGCACAGCUUGCAGCAGCAGCUGAAAUAGAUGAAGAACCAGUGAGCAAAGCAAAACAGAGCCGGAGUGAAAAGAAAGCACGGAAGGCAAUGUCCAAGCUUGGUCUUCGCCAGGUCACAGGUGUAACCAGGGUUACCAUCCGGAAAUCCAAGAACAUCCUGUUCGUCAUCACCAAGCCAGAUGUAUACAAAAGUCCUGCAUCAGACACCUAUAUUGUCUUUGGGGAGGCAAAGAUUGAAGAUUUGUCACAGCAAGCACAGCUGGCUGCUGCUGAGAAAUUCAAAGUACAAGGAGAAGCCGUUUCAAACAUUCAGGAAAACACACAGACUCCCACCGUACAAGAGGAGAGUGAAGAGGAGGAGGUUGAUGAGACUGGUGUUGAGGUGAAGGACAUCGAAUUAGUUAUGUCCCAAGCGAAUGUUUCCCGAGCAAAAGCCGUCCGCGCCCUGAAGAAUAACAGUAAUGAUAUCGUAAACGCUAUUAUGGAAUUGACGAUGUAACCACCCAGAAAGGGGAACCUUUUUGGUGUUUCAGAGGAGAAUAAAUUGCUCUGUUAAAUUCAAAAUUUGUACUAUUUCUAUCAGUUAAUAAAAGUUGUGGUUUAAAAGGUU